UUUUUUUCUCUUUUUCGAUUUUAAAUUCUUUAAUUCAUGCAGAGAGGUAGUUUCACAUGUUUCUUGCAAUCCUUGCUCAAAGUUUUCUGAAAAGUUCCCAUUUUAAAGUUCUAAAAAAUUCAUCAAUGAAUCAAGAUUCUAUAAGAGUAUGUUGACUGUAUUUGUAUCUGAAAGAGAGAAUUUCCCGUUUCAGGUAAGGAGUGACUAUGGCAACUUAUUACAAAAGUAGUGGCUCAAGUGACAUUUAUUCCAGGCCAAUUGCAUCUGACUUUGUCCCUGGAAACGCAAUGAUCUACACAAAUCCUGCGGUUUCUUACCCAGAGACGUUUCCUGGAGAAGCUAACUAUGUUUCAGCUUCAAAAGAUGUUCAAGUAUUGUCAAGUUUUGGUGGAGGAGCUUCACAAAUGUUUGAGAUUCAAGAUUCUGGUUCUUGGAGAGAUCAAGAAGACAAUGACAGGAACUGCUUCCCGGUUAUGAUGCGUCCUACCACAGAACAGGGACUAUCCCUUGGCCUCAGCUCACAGACUGAGACAAUGAGAGGAAAUAAUAAUGAGUAUGCAACAGAGGCUGUUUCCGGGUUUACUCGAACCAUUCACAACUCAAAGUAUCUCAAGGCUGCUCAGGAGCUUCUCGGUGAAGCCGUUAAUGUUAAGAAAGCUCUGAAGCAAUUUCAGCCAGAGGGAGAAACGAUUAAUGAAGAGAAAGAGUAUAAGCUUGAAGAAUCAAACAGGAAUCCUGAUAUACCUCAAGGAGAGAGACAAGAAUUGCAGAGCAAGUUGACAAAACUCUUAUCGAUACUAGACGAGGUGGAUAAGAGAUACAAGCAGUAUUACCAUCAAAUGCAGAUAGUUGUGUCAUCUUUCGAUGUAAUAGCCGGAUGUGGAGCAACUAAACCAUACACGGCCCUUUCGCUCCAGACCAUCUCGAGGCAUUUCCGUUGCGUAAGGGAUGCGAUAUCCGUACAGAUCUUGGUGAUAAGGAAAAGUUUAGGAGGUGAACAUGGCGGAUUAGAUGGGAAAGGAGUUGGGAUAAGCAGGUUAAGGAAUGUUGAUCAACAGGUAAGGCAACAAAGAGCGUUGCAGCGGUUAGGCGUGAUGCAACCUCACACUUGGCGGCCUCAACGCGGUUUACCUGAUUCCUCUGUUUUGAUUCUUCGUGCUUGGCUCUUUGAGCAUUUCCUCCACCCUUAUCCAAAGGAUUCGGACAAGAUCAUGCUAGCUAGAUAAACAGGGUUGAGCAGAGGCCAGGUGUCGAACUGGUUCAUUAAUGCGCGAGUGCGUCUCUGGAAACCAAUGGUGGAGGAGAUCUACAAGGAAGAAUUCACAGAUGCAUUGAAGGAGAGUGGUCCCAACUUGUCUUCCAGAAACACACCUGCAACCACCGAGAUUCAAGAACAGCAUCAAAUGGAGUCUAGUUCCAACAAUGUUGUGGCAAUCAGUAGCAUGGGACAGAACAGUGUGGCACAUGCUGGUGACCGGUUCAUGAUGGUGACCGAGAUGACAAGACAUGGUAGUGGUGGGAUGUCUUUAACUUUGGGGAUUAAGAACUCUGACGCUCACAGCGAUGUAUCCAUGUCCGGUGUGAUAAAUAACUAGAAGAAUACCAUUCCUGCAAAUGAUUUUCAGUACUUAAGCUCCGGCAAUCACCAGCACCGGCUUGGCCCUUCACAAUUGUUUCAUGAUUUUGUAGCUUGAUGAAGAAUAACAAUAAAGAGCUGCAGUUAUAUAUUCUCUUGUGAAAGUAAACCAGCAAAUGAAUAUGUAGAUUACUUAUUACUUGACUAGAUAAUAUAUCAGAAAUAAAAUCGUCAAAAGCCAACAUCAGGAUAAAGUUUGACUUCAAAACUAAACUUGAAGCUAUACUUAAAACAUCCAUGAUUUAACCAUCUAUCAUAAAAUCAAAAAGGAUUUACUUGGAAUUAUCUUAUUGACAUUUAUCACUCACUCCUAUUUUAAAUAGUGAAAAAUUUAUAACACACUUCUCUAUUAAAGAGAGUAUUGACACCUAUAUGAUGACAAAUAUGACAUAUUUUAUAGGAAUAGAACAAGUGUCCUCAUGAAAUGAAUAGUCAUCAUUUAUAAUAUAAACCUUUUUUUUCUAUAUAGAAUUAAAGCUUAACCACUUCGACUCGUUGUUCAAUUAUGCAACUCAUUGAUUUUAUUAUUGCAGCAUCACAUCAAUUACAGUUCCAUGCCGAUUUAUGCAACACAUUGAUCGCGCCAUUACAAUGAUCGAAUAAAUACCGUGAACUCGUCCUACAUAUCGACUCGUGAUGGUUUGUUCGAGAAGGCUUAUCCAUGACGGUAUGUCUACGACGACUUAUCCUUGUUAGCUAGUCAAUAGAUGCUUCAUCUAUGAUGGCUUAUCAGGUGGCUCAUCCAAAACACUAAAUGAAAAACCUGUCCACACACACCGUUUGCGCAUGUGUCCACUGAGUAAGAAGUUUUAUUGGAAUAAAAAUCACGUCUACGGCAACUCGUCCGCGACAGUCCGUCAGCACUAUUGAAGCCCACAUGAGAAGCCCAGUUUCUGAUCUAAUAAGAAGUCUUAGUGAACCAUGUAACUAGGGUUUAUAAGUCUAUAUAUAUGUCGUUAGUGUCCUCAUCAAUGUAACCUUGGUUGCCAUAGUUGCAGCCACUUUAAACUCUUUUUAUAAUAUCAAUCAUUCUACUUAGCUCUUGGUGACAACUCUCAAGCUUUCUCUUUUAGUUUCUUUGUCAUUCAAUAAAGCUCUAUGAGCUAUUAGUCUUCAAUAAGCUUCUAGCACAAAUCUAUCUUUAUCUUCAAAUAUCUUCAUGGUAUCAGAGCUUCAGUCUAUCCAUGGGUAUUUUGCUCUUCUAAAGCUUCCGCUCAACCAGACAGAACCAGUUCGUGACCAGACCCGAUGAGUCUCGCUUCUCUCACAACUCUGUCAAACUGUGAAAAAGACUCUUUCUUGGGAGGAGUUCAGAUCGGACAGAUAAGAAAGACUUACGGUCUGUUCAGCCUCCUCAUCACUUUAUCUAUGGUAUUAUACCUGUUUCUUUCAUUUGAAGAUGAACAAUGGAGAUGAAAUUAUAUUUGAUAGAUGAGGAGAAUAUGCUUCAUUUGGUGGUUCUGUUGUUUGGUUUAGACUAUAGGAUGCAUUAGGUUUUGGGUUUCAUGGUAUCAGAGCUGCAGUCGAUCUGUGGACUCAAAAAAAAAAAAAAAAAAAAUCCUGUCAUCUGCUUCAUGCUUCCGUCAAACAGACAAUGCUCACCCACACAGUUUUAAGCUUCCGACAAACAGAUCCAGAUAAGAAGAAAAGUUUCUUCCUUUCUCAAGUGCUCGUGUCUUCAUUCUUCUCAAGCAUUGGCGGCGCUCCAGGAGUAACAGCCGACCAGAAGAAGACCGUCGCGAGCAGCUGCUAGCGUCUUCCCUCACCAAAAAAAAAAAAAAAAUCUGACGCUUAGUUUCCUUUCUCGACGAAGGCAGAAGCUUUUAUGUCUCUUCAACAACAUUGCUCUGUAGAUGUGAUGAAUCUUCCUGAAGAUUCAGAUUCCACACCAUUUAUCCACGGUAUCAUCUGUUUCUCUCUUUCGAGACAGAGGAUGAAAAAAAAAAUUGUUGUCUUGAAUUGUCUUGCUGGCUGGUUUAGAUUCUUUGGUAUGGAACGUGAAGUUAGAUGAGUAGGCUGUGGUAAGUUAUAACAAUGGGUUUAUGGAAGAAAGUCUGGUUUUGUAAAAGCACACAAAGUGCUCGUUGAAAUGUCAACGUGAAAGGCAGGUUGUUUAGAAGCACAACUUUGGUGGUACAUAGAUGGAACACAGAGAUUGAGUAGAGCUUUGUUUAGUAGGUGUGGAAACAGUUUUUCAUUAGACAUAUUAGAAGAAUGAAAUAGGUAAUGGAAACCUAUAUUCAUAGUGAGACAAAGAGGUCACAAUUAUACCUCUGAGUGAGAUCAACUAAGCUCUUCAAGUUCAAAAGAAACCUCUGAGUGAAGCCAUGUGAUACUCUCCAAGUAUAGGCCUGAAUAGAUCUCACACUAAUGUUUGUCUACAAUGGUGAAUAGAGCCAUUUGCCAACACUACAAGCAUCAUGCUUCAACUCUUCAUGUCUCCUUCAAAGCCAUCUUCAGGUGCAUUCAAACUUGUCAGCUUUGUGUUCACCCGCUGCCAAGUUUGCGGGGGAGUAUUGAAGCCCACAUGAGAAGCCCAGUUUCUGAUCCAAUAAGAAGUCUUAGUGAACCAUGUAACUAGGGUUUAUAAGUCUAUAUAUAUGUCGUUAGUGUCCUCAUCAAUGUAACCUUGGUUGCCAUAGUUGCAGCCACUUUAAACUCUUUUUAUAAUAUCAAUCAUUCUACUUAGCUCUUGGUGA
Messenger RNA from Brassica rapa (field mustard), 4335 nucleotides. Its product is annotated as BEL1-like homeodomain protein 7. Gene Ontology annotation, biological process: regulation of DNA-templated transcription. Gene Ontology annotation, molecular function: DNA binding. Lineage: Eukaryota; Viridiplantae; Streptophyta; Magnoliopsida; Brassicales; Brassicaceae. The record is from RefSeq and is a predicted model, not a curated record.